GUUAGCUAGCUAAACGAGUUAACCUACCUAGGUGAAGUGAGCUAACAACUAGCUUAGCCGCCCCCAGCAAAUUGGUCGACUUGUUUAGCUUCUCCUUGUUCCUUGUCAGUCAGCUGGCCGAAUGGCUAGUGAGCAGAAAUGUGGUCACGGCAGUCCUCUGCAGCAGUUCGUCCUACUAGCAAAGAACCUCAGAGGAGCCGCGUUAGUUUCACUCAUAAACCGCAUGCUGGAAACCCCAGGAGUUUAUACUUUCGGUGAAUUUCUGGACCUUCCGCAAGUUAAAGAGCUGUCAAAGGGUCCUGACGACGGAUACUCUCGACUUUUGGAGUUGUUCGCCUACGGCGUGUAUCAUGAUUAUCAAGCCAACGAGAGCACCUUGCCUCCUCUCUCUGACGCCCAGAGGAAUAAACUAAGGCAUUUGACAAUCGCUACUUUGGCUGCAAACACGCAGUGCAUCCCCUACAGUGUGCUGCAGACAGCUCUGGAGGUGGCCAGUGUGAGGCAGUUGGAAGAUGUCCUGAUAGAGGCAGUCUACUCAGACGUGAUCAACGGCAAACUGGACCAGUGCAAGCAGCAGUUGGAGGUAGAUGCCUGCAUUGGCCGAGACGUGUGCUCCAAGGACACAGGAGAACUGGCUCAAACACUCAAGAGCUGGUGCACUCGCUGUGAUAGCAUGUGUUGUGCCAUAGAGUCGCAGGUACACAAAGUGAGGCAGAGCAGAGACUGUCUUCUCCUGAUCCAGCAGCAGGUCCAUACUGAGGAGGGGCUACCAGGGGAGACAGAACAAAGAGUUUCCUACAAAAGCACAAGCAAGACCAAGAACAUCAGCAGUCCAAAACAUUAACACAUACAAUAAAAUUAACCAAGGCAAGAGUUUUCAGAGGUUUCAUACGCUCCUUGAGCUCCUUGAACUUUGCAGUAAAAUCUAAACCGUGAGUAGCAGUGGCUUCACGGGA
Molecule: messenger RNA, 956 nt
Organism: Pygocentrus nattereri (red-bellied piranha)
Lineage: Eukaryota; Metazoa; Chordata; Actinopteri; Characiformes; Serrasalmidae
Product: COP9 signalosome complex subunit 7b-like
Exons: 7
Coding region: 122-844 (240 amino acids)
Cellular component (GO): COP9 signalosome
Source: RefSeq, a predicted model, not a curated record